GCCUGCCAGCAACACUGCCGGGCCGCAGCUGAGUCGUGGCGCUAAGGACCUACAUUUUGUCUCUGCCUGCUGCCACCUCUAAUCUAGGUACCUCCCUACGCCCUCGCCCCGGGCUCAACGGCUUCAGCGGCUCAUCGCGGCGUGGCGUACAAGAUUACCAAUCCUUGCUCCAGGUGAUGCCUUCUUAGACGUCAGUCGAAGCUUCGACGGGUCGCAAGGCGAAGACCACACCAAGCUGACCCUGUUGCCAUAAAAUUAAUUCAAGAGAUUCCCAACCUCUACACAUACGAAACCUCCGUGUCUCCAGACCACCAUCCAUCGUGUGAACGCUGACCCAUUCAAGCUGACUGAUCGCAUCACUAAUUAUAACUAAUUAGCGUUGGGGCGAGACUGUCACCACAGAGAGAGAGGCUCACUCCGAUACAUUCCUGGCCCAACACCAUGGCCGCCGAACCAGAGACGGGGCCUCUCCAGCAGGAGGCGCCAACACUCACAGUCACCGUCACCAAAAGCGGCAGACAACUGGACACAUUCCACCUCCCACCAGACGCCAUCCUGAACGACCUCCUGAACGCCUGCGAGGACCACCUGGCAGACUCGCCAGACAAGUACGACUGGGACAAGGCCAAGUUCAUCGCAAAGGGCAAGAUGCUCAAGGCCUGGGACAACGGCGAGCAGGCCAUAGCCCACCUGGACGGGGCCAAGGUCUUCCUCCAGGUGCCCACCCUCCAGGCCAUAAAGGACCUCCAGGACUCCUCCGCAGCAGCCCGCGCCCGCGAGGCCCGCCGCCACGCCCAAAACACCACCGCCGCCCGGCCCGUGGCGGCGCGGCGGACACGGCCAGACCCGGCGCGCGCCCAGGCCGACGCGCAGUACACCUUCCAGCGCGUGGAGCCCCUCGGGGGGUACACGAACCCGGAGCGCAGCCGGGCGUUCCUCGAGCGGCUCAGGGACGACCCGGGCAUCCGGGCGUCGAUGCGCAAGCACCAGUUCACGGUGGGGCUCCUGACCGAGAUGGACCCGGCGGCCAACACGCAGUCGAGCCACGAGGGCACGACGCGGCUGCUGGGCCUCAACCGCAACCGCGGCGAGGUCAUCGAGCUGCGCCUGCGCACCGACGCCUACGACGGCUACAGGGACUACAAGACCAUCCGCAACACGCUGUGCCACGAGCUGGCGCACAACGUGCACGGCCCGCACGACCGCAAGUUCUGGGACCUGUGCCACCAGAUCGAGAGGGAGGUGCAGGCUGCGGACUGGAAGAGCGGAGGCCACUCGGUCGGCGACGGCGAUUACUACGAGUCGCCCGAGGACGACGUCCCGGACCACGGGGGCUGGACCGGAGGGACACAUGUGCUUGGCGGGAGCAGCAGCAACAGCGCGGGUGGUGGCAGUGGCAGUGGCAGUGGCAGUGGCAGUGGCAGUGGUGGCGCUGGUGGCCUGAGUAGGAGAGACGUCAUCGCCAAGGCCGUCGAGGAGCGCAUGAGGAGGUCACAGUCCGAGAACCCCGACGGAGGCAGCGGCAGCGCUGGCCAGGGAGGCGGCAGCGCGGCGCCGUGAAUGAUGCAAACAGGAGGUUUCUCGCGCCAAGAGGAAGGGCCGUCGAUUCCCCCGGCCUCCGCCCCGGAGGCGCAGAGGAGGCACUGACAGACCGCCGAGGACAUCUUGGCAAGAAGGAUCCACCCCUCCACCGACGCGAAGGCAGCGGUAGAAGACCCCUCGCGUCUGACGAAGUCUAGCCCAUACGAGGAGAUCUGCUCAGGGGUUUCACGCCACGAGGCCGCCUACACGGGAAAACACGGGGCGUUUUCCGCAAAGGCUUACCGAGUGACUCGCUUGGGGGACAUCGAACCCGAGCCUAGCCCACAGCAAUGGCACGGCGCGCUGUAAAGACAUGCCAGAAUCAACCCGCACCCAACCAACCAGGACGACUUGUCUCCGCCCCAAGAUGGAGAUGGGAAGGAUUCCGCAGGGAGGCGUGCCAGCUUAGGGGCGGAUGGGGGCGACCUAGUCCCGCGGGCGAAAAGAACCAUUCAAACCAGAUUCAUUCGCCUCAUGUGAGGGAACGCUACCGGCACAAGAUGCCACCUGCUGCAUAUGGAUGCAUCACUCGACGGGCGGCACUCUCCCGCCCGUGUGAAACUGGAGACAGGAGAGCAAGCCACAAGUUUCUUGAAUAUCAUCUCUCAUCACGUCUGUCUCGCACACAGCACAAGGCUAGCAAUGCACGACGUUCAAGUUGCUCUCAGCGAGCAACAGCCCGGCGUGGGAGAAAGCUACCACUCCUUAGCUGUUUCUGUUGAUAGAAUCAUGGCUCGUUUAGGCGAGCAUGUGGGAAUGCUGCAUCUCUACUAUUGCGCAGGGGCCUGAAGAUUGAACUAGUGGACUAUCGUCGAUUUUGCUGGAUCUAAAAUAGUCCCCCUUAUAAUGACAAACAGCUUUACUUUAUUUAAA
Diaporthe batatas is the source of this 2454-nucleotide messenger RNA. RefSeq lists its product as uncharacterized. NCBI's taxonomy places the organism in Eukaryota, Fungi, Ascomycota, Sordariomycetes, Diaporthales, Diaporthaceae. The record is from RefSeq and is a predicted model, not a curated record. The coding region runs from base 442 to 1560 and encodes 372 amino acids. The transcript has a single exon. Gene Ontology annotation, molecular function: proteasome binding.